Messenger RNA from Anopheles coluzzii, 6401 nucleotides. RefSeq names its product dual oxidase (gene Duox). The coding region runs from base 844 to 5379 and encodes 1511 amino acids. Gene Ontology annotation, molecular function: heme binding; peroxidase activity; calcium ion binding. The transcript has 14 exons. The record is from RefSeq and is a predicted model, not a curated record. Gene Ontology annotation, biological process: response to oxidative stress. NCBI's taxonomy places the organism in Eukaryota, Metazoa, Arthropoda, Insecta, Diptera, Culicidae.
CGAGAUCACCAACGCUACACCGAAGUCUUCGUUUACAUCUCGGUCCGUUCGGUUGUGCUUUCGCUUUUCUUAGACUUUCUGGCCGCGAAACUCGACAAAAGCGUGCGUCCCGCACACCCGCCCUCCUUUCGUCCGUACGUGCUUGUAUUGUGUCCCCCUUUGUGUGUUUCGCUAAGUGAAGGUUGCGACAGUUGCGAAUAAAUCAUCGAAACCACGUGAUACUCUUUACGACCAAAUUACUCACUUUCUAUUUCAAAGUGUCUCGAUACUCGAUUGAAUUGAAUUUAACCCCGUGUGUCUCUGUUUCACUUCGCUAGCCUUCGUUGGCAACAAGGGGCCGUAGGCGUCGUAAAAAGCGUGGUACCGUGGAUAGCGGUGGUGAUACUAGCGGCUUAGAGUAGUAUUGGUGCAAAUAUUGUCGGCAACAGAGCCGAUAAAAUUCAGUGCGUGAUAAGUGUGUUCAGCGACGUCUCCGGUAGCCAUCAUCACUGCCGAUGUGUUAAAAGUGAAAGGAAGAGUGUGCAGAAAAAUAAUUCGACCACAAGUGAGGAAAGUUGCCGCUUCCUUUUGGUGCGCCGAUAUUCAUUGUCCGGGCCUUGUGUUGCGAAAACAAAACCCGACCCGAAUUGUACCGACCAUCGGUCGUAAUUUGUCGAGGGGUUUGCGCGAAAAACAAAAGAAUAAAACAGAAGCCAACUGAAGUGACCCGAUACGGAUAGUGGAAUACAAAUAAACGCCAGUCGAAAUCGAUGCUGCCCUGUGAGCAACAGUGAGCAAGAGCAAAUGUUCAUUCAAUGAGAGCAGUCCCUGCAGUCCAGCCGAACUGAAGCAGGAGUUAUCACCAUGAGGACCCUCGACCGACCUGCAGCAGUCGGGCUGCUAUGGUCGGCCUGCCUGUUGGCCUUGCACUUUACGAUACCAGCCACCGUCGGUGCCGCCGAAUCGAGCUUGAUGAGCCACGUCGAAAAGCAGCGCUACGAUGGAUGGUACAACAACCUGGCCCAUCCGGACUGGGGAGCUGUCGAUAAUCACCUCACGAGGAAAGCUCCAUCGGCAUACAGCGAUGGGGUAUAUGUGAUGGCCGGUUCUAAUCGCCCCUCGCCCCGUAAGCUCAGCAGAUUGUUCAUGCGUGGCACCGAUGGUUUACCAUCGAUGGAAAACCGUACCGCCCUGCUAGCUUUCUUCGGUCAGGUGGUGACGAACGAGAUCGUCAUGGCGUCCGAGUCGGGCUGUCCGAUCGAGAUGCACCGGAUCGAGAUCGAGAAGUGUGACGAAAUGUACGAUCGAGAGUGUCGUGGUGAUCGCUAUAUUCCGUUUCACCGUGCGGCUUACGAUCGCAACACGGGCCAGAGUCCGAACGCGCCCCGCGAACAGAUCAAUCAGAUGACGGCCUGGAUCGAUGGCAGCUUCAUCUACAGCACGUCGGAGGCAUGGCUGAAUGCGAUGCGUUCGUUCCAGGACGGUGCGCUUCUGACGGACAAGCAGGGUACGAUGCCGGUAAAGAACACGAUGCGUGUGCCACUGUUCAACAAUCCUGUACCGCAUGUGAUGCGAAUGCUCAGUCCGGAACGACUAUAUCUUCUGGGUGAUCCUAGAACCAACCAAAAUCCAGCCCUGCUCUCCUUUGCCAUUCUGUUCCUGCGUUGGCAUAAUGUGGUAGCGAAGCGCGUUCGUCGUCAGCAUCGAGAUUGGAGUGAUGAAGAAAUUUUCCAACGAGCACGACGUGUAGUGAUCGCUAGCUUGCAGAACAUCGUCGCAUACGAGUAUCUGCCAGCGUUCCUGGACAAGGAGAUACCACCGUACGAUGGCUACAAAGCGGACACUCAUCCCGGAGUGAGCCACAUGUUCCAGGCGGCCGCCUUCCGAUUUGGACACUCGCUAAUUCCACCAGGACUGUUCCGACGCGACGGUCAAUGCAACUUUCGUCGCACCAACAUGGACUUCCCAGCUUUGCGGCUUUGCUCUACCUGGUGGAAUUCGAAUGAUGUACUCGAUAACACGCCGGUGGAAGAGUUUAUUAUGGGUAUGGCGUCACAGAUAGCCGAAAAGGAGGACCCACUGCUGUGUUCGGACGUGCGCGAUAAGCUGUUUGGACCGAUGGAGUUCACCAGGCGGGAUCUGGGUGCUUUGAAUAUUAUGCGCGGUCGUGACAACGGACUUCCCGAUUACAACACGGCACGUGCGGCUUACCGUUUGCCCAAGAAGAAGAGUUGGCGCGACAUCAACCCGGCAGUGUUCGAACGGCAGCCUGAACUUUUGGAUCUGCUAAUUAAAACGUACGACAACCAACUGGACAACGUGGACGUUUACGUUGGCGGAAUGCUGGAGUCCGAUGGAAGGCCGGGCGAACUGUUUUCAGCUGUCAUUAUUGAUCAGUUUACCAGAAUUCGUGACGCUGAUCGGUUCUGGUUCGAAAACGAGGACAAUGGCAUAUUCACCAAGGAAGAAAUAGCCGAAAUACGCAAGUUUACACUGUGGGACAUUAUCGUGAACAGUACCGACAUCGAGGCGGAUGAGAUUCAACGAGAUGUUUUCCACUGGAAGCAAGGUGAUCCCUGCCCGCAGCCGGAACAGCUGAACGCUACAUUGCUCGAACCGUGCAACUAUCUCGAGGGGUACGAUUACUUCUCCGGUUCCGAGCUGGCCUAUAUCUAUUCGUGUGUGUUUCUCGGUUUUGUGCCAAUUCUUUGUGCCGGAGCCGGAUACUGCGUGAUCAAGCUACAGAACAGCCGACGUCGUAAAUUGAAAAUCAAACAAGAAGCCAUGAAAAACACUGCCAACACUAAAGUGUCGGUGGAGAAAAUGGUUGCUCGGGAGUGGUUGCAUGCGAAUCACAAACGAUUGGUGACGGUAAAAUUCGGACCAGAAGCGUCGAUCUAUACGGUGGAUCGCAAGGGAGAGAAGCUGCGGACCUUCAACCUGAAACACGUCGAUGUGGUGACGGUGGAGCAAUCACAGGAGAACUACACGGCCAAGAAGCCAUACAUUCUGCUGCGUGUGCCUAAUGAUCACGAUCUAGUGCUGGAAUUAGAGUCCAACUCGGCCCGCAGGAAGUUCGUCAAAAAGCUGGAAGAUUUCCUUGUACUUCACAAAAAGACAAUGACAUUCGUGGAAUCGAAUCGUGAUUUGAUGCUGGCCAAGGCAGAAACACGCGAGCGCCGUCAAAAGCGACUGGAGCACUUCUUCCGUGAGGCAUACGCGUUGACUUUCGGUUUGCGUCCUGGUGAACGUCGCCGGCGCUCAGACGCAUCGUUGGAUGGUGAGGUUAUGACGGUGAUGCGAACCAGUUUGUCGAAGUCAGAGUUUGCAGCGGCCCUCGGUAUGAAACAGGACGAUAUGUUCGUUCGGAAGAUGUUUAAUAUCGUCGACAAGGACAAGGACGGAAGAAUAUCAUUCCAGGAAUUCUUGGAAACGGUGGUAUUGUUUUCACGUGGCAAAACCGAUGACAAACUAAGGAUCAUUUUCGACAUGUGCGACAACGAUCGAAAUGGAGUGAUCGAUAAAGGAGAACUGAGCGAGAUGAUGCGAUCGUUGGUGGAAAUCGCCCGCACAACGAGCGUUACCGAUGAGCAAGUAAACGAACUGAUCGAUGGCAUGUUCCAGGAUGUUGGUCUCGAGCACAAGAACCAUCUCACCUACGAGGACUUCAAGCUCAUGAUGAAGGAGUACAAGGGCGACUUUGUAGCGAUUGGGUUGGAUUGCAAAGGUGCUAAGCAGAAUUUCCUCGAUACGUCCACCAAUGUGGCACGCAUGACGUCUUUCCAUAUUGAACCAAUUUCGGACUCGCGUCGUCACUGGAUGCAAGAAAAGUGGGACUGUUACACGACCUUCCUGGAGGAGAAUCGUCAGAACAUCUUCUAUCUGUUCCUGUUCUACGUUAUCACCAUCGUGCUGUUUGUGGAGCGCUUUAUUCAUUACUCGUUUAUGGCAGAGCACACCGAUCUACGACACAUCAUGGGUGUCGGUAUUGCUAUAACUCGUGGUUCGGCCGCUUCAUUAUCAUUCUGUUACUCUCUUCUGUUGCUUACCAUGUCCAGAAAUCUUCUCACCAAGCUGAAAGAGUUUCCAAUCCAGCAGUACAUCCCGCUUGAUUCACACAUUCAAUUCCACAAGAUCGCUGCCUGCACUGCGUUGUUCUUUUCGCUGCUGCACACUGUCGGACAUAUCGUGAACUUUUAUCACGUUUCUACCCAAUCGAUCGAAAACCUAAAGUGUCUCACGAAAGAAGUACACUUCACGUCCGACUAUCGGCCCGAUAUAACGUACUGGCUGUUUCAAACCAUCACCGGCGUGACCGGCGUAAUGCUGUUCGUCACAAUGUGCAUUAUUUUUGCAUUCGCUCAUCCAACCAUUCGCAAGAAGGCAUACAAGUUCUUCUGGAACGCACAUUCCCUGUACGUGGUGCUGUACGCAUUAUGUCUCGUGCACGGGCUUGCACGUUUGACCGGUGCCCCCCGGUUCUGGUUGUUCUUUAUUGGACCCGGUAUCGUGUACACACUGGAUAAGAUCGUCUCACUACGCACCAAGUACAUGGCGUUGGAUGUCAUUGAAACGGAUCUAUUGCCCUCGGACGUAAUCAAGAUCAAGUUCUACCGUCCGCCGAAUCUAAAGUAUCUUUCCGGUCAGUGGGUAAGACUGUCGUGCACGGAAAUAAAGCCCGAAGAGAUGCACAGCUUUACGCUGACCUCGGCACCACACGAGAAUUUCCUGAGCUGUCACAUUAAAGCGCAGGGACCGUGGACAUGGAAGUUGCGCAACUACUUCGACCCAUGCAAUUACAACCCGGACGAUCAGCCGAAGAUACGCAUCGAGGGACCGUUCGGUGGGGGCAAUCAGGAUUGGUACAAGUUUGAGGUUGCUGUUAUGGUCGGUGGCGGUAUCGGUGUGACACCGUACGCUUCCAUUCUGAACGAUCUGGUGUUUGGUACAAGCACCAACCGGUACUCUGGAGUGGCGUGUAAGAAGGUAUACUUCCUUUGGAUCUGCCCGUCGCACAAGCAUUUCGAGUGGUUUAUCGACGUACUGCGGGAUGUGGAGAAGAAGGAUGUUACGAAUGUGCUAGAGAUUCAUAUUUUCAUCACACAAUUCUUCCAUAAAUUUGAUCUUCGAACAACCAUGCUGUACAUUUGUGAAAAUCACUUCCAACGACUCUCCAAGACGUCUAUGUUCACCGGGCUAAAAGCAGUGAAUCAUUUUGGCCGUCCCGAUAUGUCCAGUUUCCUGAAAUUCGUCCAAAAGAAGCAUUCUUAUGUAUCCAAAAUUGGAGUCUUCUCUUGUGGACCACGACCGCUCACCAAGAGUGUCAUGUCGGCAUGUGAUGAAGUGAACAAGAGCCGCAAAUGGCCGUACUUUAUUCAUCAUUUCGAAAACUUUGGCUAAUCGAACAACAAACAAGAAAAGGCUGUUCACACAUUCAUCGUCCUUUCUCAUUCCAUACUAAUAAGCUAUCGUUUAAUCGCAACGCACCAGUCUGGGAGGAUUGGUUGAUUUGUUCUAAUUUCGAAAGCGAAAGCGUGUCUCGUCGAUUAUUUUUUAUAACCUAGUUUUCAAUGUUUGUAUGCGUUUCUGAUUGUAUGUGUAGCUUUUCGGUAGGGAGCGGCAACGGCAUCAAACCAGCAGUUUCAGUAUUUGCGUUAGUCUCAUUUGAUAUUCCAGCGUCAUUAUCAAAUGUGUCCGUUUCGUUCGUUUUAACGUUAGGUAUAGAAUAUCCAGAUCUUCGUUUGCGUAACGUUGUAUUUCCCCUCCAAACACUGCCUAAAAGGCUUAUUUAUUCUCCUUUCAGAAGGAAGAAAUCCUUAAAAAGCAAAACUAAAUCCUAUUCCUACCAAGUUCAUGAUAGCAGAAACGCUACCCAGUUCACGAUAGUAAACGUUUAUCGUUUUGCUUUGUUCGCUCGCAGAACAGUUAGUUUUAAAGUCUCUUGCAAGCAUAUAUCGCUAAAAGAUCAAUAGAAGCAAUAUUCACACGGAUGCCUACCAUUUCAUGAUGCGUGAUAUUACAUAUACAACUAAUCGCACCCAUAUGCUAGCGUAAGAAAACUGAGCUAGCAUUCGUUGAUUUGCAGAAGACGCCGUUAGGAGCAGUUUGCGAUUAAUGCAAGCAAUCUUACUUACACUGGUCAAAGUUUAUCCACAUCAACUGCCAGAAAAUGUACCUUUUUGUGUUUUUGUACAGCUUGUCUUGUUCAUUGUAAAUGAAAGUUCGUUUUUUUGUAUUAUGUCUUUAUUCACAUCGGUAUGUUUGUUGCUCUUGCUCAAGCCUUUUUUACGCUGACAUGUAUCGAGUAAGUCUUUGCUCACCGUGGCGAAUAAGUUAGCAAUCAAUGUAAAUAUGCAUUAAAUUCGUUGCUGUAUUUAUUAUACCGUGUAUACAUUAAAUAAAUAUAAGCAUUACAACAACAA